UUUUAUGGUUGAAUAAUAAAUAUUGGAGGUUUUGUGUAUUAUAAAAAUAAACUUUUCUUUUAAGAAUUUAAAGACUAUAUAUUUCUGUCAACUAAUGUACCAGAGUUGAGCUGAAUCAAUUAUGUCGAUAUAAUAGUACAGGGAAGUCGUUAGUUAGUUUUUCGUAAUCGUUGAAGUUUACACAAGAAGCAUUAAUUACAAUUUAAAAAAUAUCAAGAUGAGUGUUCCUCCUCCUCCUGCCUGUGACUGGCAAACUACUAAAAGACAAAUCAAAGAAAGGGGCCAACAUCUUCUGGAUACAGGAAUGUGGAGUGAUUGUAGGUUUAUUGUAGGCACGGAGCCCAACCAGCAAGUUUUAGAGGGGCAUAAAUUAUUCUUAGCUAUGUCAAGUCCAGUUUUUGAAGCUAUGUUUUAUGGUGGCAUGGCGGAGAAAGAUCCUAUUGCAAUUCUUGAUGUGCAACCAGAUGCGUUUCGAGCACUCUUGGAGUACAUAUACACAGACACUAUCAACCUCACAUCCUUUGACCAAGCAUGUGAGCUUUGUUAUGGGGCGAAGAAAUAUAUGUUGCCUCACUUAGUUGAAGAAUGCACAAAAUAUUUAUGGUCUGAUUUAUACCCCAAAAAUGCUUGUAGAGCUCACGAAUUCGCAAAACUUUUUGAGGAACCAAUUCUCAUGGAAAAAUGUUUGAAUAUUAUUUGCAACCAAACUCAAGAAGUAUUAUCAGAAAGUAGUUUUGAAGAGGCUGAACUGAAUACAAUUAUCACCAUAUUUGAGCAAGAAGAGCUAAAUAUUAAAUCUGAAUUAGAAUUAUUUUCUGCUUUACAGAGAUAUGUUGCAAGACAUAAUUUAACCGCAGAAACUUCAAGCAAUCAUCAGACUUAUCGGGACGCUUUAAUGAAAAUUCGAUUUUUGACAUUAACACCUCAACAGUUUGCAGAAGGUCCGGCAAUUUCACACCUAUUGACCCAAGCAGAAAAAUUCUCAAUACUGAUGAAUAUUUGUUCUCCAAGUGCUGCAAAUCCAAUGCCUGAAGGAUUUUCAACCUCAACCUAUCCUAGAAAGAGAAAACCAUUAAAUUUAAGACAUACUCUGUUUAUGGCUGGACCAUCGAAUAUGGAGAUGGAUACGUCAAGAACUUCAAUGAUCACAUUUCCUUCCUCAAACAUUGAAAGUGGAAAUGAAUCUUCAAAAAGAUUUUACUGUUCCCGGCCUCUGCUGAGUAUCACUGAGUGCAUGAAUAAUACUGUUCUUGAUUGUGCACUCACGUUUCGUUGCGACAAAAACAUUGGUAUUUAUGGAAUAGAAGUUCCUGCACAAAUGGGAAGGAAAGAUGAUGAAAGAAUGCAGCAAAACACCUAUGCAGAGUUGCUUUAUGCCCACCUUUUAGAUGCCGAUGGCAGCAGACUAACAUAUACUCACUUUACAAGUAGAGUAGAAUACGGCUCAAUUAUUGAAAUAUUCUUCAACAGACCUAUUUAUAUCCAAAAAAAUAAGAUUUAUAAAGUUGGUGUUGUUCUCAACAAAACUGGAGUGUACCCAAUUGGUACAUAUCCCUCCACAUCAGUUUCUAACGGAGUUCUGUUUUCAUUUUCCCAAGGGUUUUCUGGUGAAAACGCAAGAGAUGGAUUGAUUCGUUCCAUUAUAUUUUCCAUGUCGAACCCAAACAAUGCAUCGAACUUCACUCCAACAUACCAAAAAAUGUCGAAUAUAUUAUAAAAUUGUAAUAUUAGAAACAAUAUUAUCUCAAUGAAAUUCUAAACUGAUGCUUCUGUUUCAUUAUAAUAUAGUUUUGAAGUCCAUGAAUGUAGAUUUUGUUUAAAAAUUCAUUCGAUUUUUUUUUGUAAUCAAAACAGAAAUAUUUUGUUCUGUGAAUGUUUCAAGUGUCUUUACAUGCAAGGUUUGUUGACAAUUUGUAAAUGAAAGAUUUUAUGUUUUAUAUAAUAAGAAACACUUUUGCAGUGUUUUAAAUUAAAUUGUGUUUGUGAUGUUGCUAAGAAUGUGUAAUUUAUUCUACAAAUAUAUUUCUCAAACUUA
Harmonia axyridis is the source of this 2035-nucleotide messenger RNA. Its product is annotated as BTB/POZ domain-containing protein 6-B-like. The transcript has 7 exons. The coding region runs from base 218 to 1717 and encodes 499 amino acids. Gene Ontology annotation, biological process: neurogenesis. NCBI's taxonomy places the organism in Eukaryota, Metazoa, Arthropoda, Insecta, Coleoptera, Coccinellidae. The record is from RefSeq and is a predicted model, not a curated record. Gene Ontology annotation, cellular component: cytosol; P-body. Gene Ontology annotation, molecular function: protein binding.